Saimiri boliviensis boliviensis (Bolivian squirrel monkey) is the source of this 860-nucleotide messenger RNA. It is a transcript of the gene NHP2, whose product is annotated as NHP2 ribonucleoprotein. Gene Ontology annotation, molecular function: RNA binding. Gene Ontology annotation, cellular component: nucleolus. The record is from RefSeq and is a predicted model, not a curated record. Lineage: Eukaryota; Metazoa; Chordata; Mammalia; Primates; Cebidae.
CUGAGCAUCCACGAUAGGACUGAGUCGGAGACCUCGUUUCCUGAUUGGCCGUGUUGCACGGCGGCUUCUCCUGCGGCUGGUAACCCGGAAGUGAUGCCUAAAGCUGCGCACCGCGUGGUCUCGCCUCCUUGGGAGUAGGUUUCGGCGGCCGCUGCGAUGACCAAAAUAAAGGCAGAUCCCGACGGGCCCGAGGCUCAGGCGGAGGCGUGCUCCGGGGAGCGCACCUACCAGGAGCUGCUGGUCAACCAAAACCCCAUCGCGCAGCCCCUGGCUUCUCGUCGCCUCACGCGGAAGCUCUACAAAUGCAUCAAGAAAGCCGUGAAGCAGAAGCAGAUUCGGCGCGGGGUGAAAGAGGUUCAGAAAUUUGUCAACAAAGGAGAAAAAGGGAUCAUGGUUUUGGCAGGGGACACACUGCCCAUUGAGGUAUACUGCCAUCUCCCAGUCAUGUGUGAGGACCGAAAUCUGCCCUAUGUCUAUAUCCCCUCUAAGACGGACCUGGGUGCAGCUGCAGGCUCCAAGCGCCCCACCUGCGUGAUAAUGGUCAAGCCCCAUGAGGAGUACCAGGAGGCCUACGACGAGUGUCUGGAGGAGGUGCAGUCCCUGCCCCUAGCCCUGUGAGGGCCCCGGCAGCACCUGGGCACCUGCCUCUGGAAGCUAAUGACUGGCUGUCCUCCUGCCCACACACUGACGGCAUCUUCCCAGUUCCCCGAGGCACGCCUUCUUCCCAGGCAGCUCUGACGGCCCUCUCAUGAGGUAACGCCAGCCCUCUCUCCAUCAGUGCCACGGAACUUAAGGGAAGGCUGUUCCAAACACAUUCACGGUUGAGUGUGUGGUGGGCAAAGUAAAUGCUAAAACUAAAA